AUGGCGACUUGCGCUUCCGGCGCCCGACCUGAUGACUACUUACCACCCACUCGACAAUCCAGAACGCCGCUCAAGUUGUGGCCGGAAGCCAAUGCAGAAUCAUGGUUCUUUUAUAAGGUUGUAAUACUUGACCACCGCUGCUACGGGAGAUCGAUGUGCUCCAGAACUGGCUUGCUGUCUGCGAUCCAAGUGCGGAUCAUUGUCGCAAGCCGCAACACAAUUGCGCCGAGCUCUCUCUCCAACGAAACAACGUCGAGGCUACAAAUUGCAUUAUCAAAACACAUUGAGACUUGGUAA
Molecule: messenger RNA, 297 nt
Organism: Penicillium oxalicum
Lineage: Eukaryota; Fungi; Ascomycota; Eurotiomycetes; Eurotiales; Aspergillaceae
Exons: 1
Coding region: 1-297 (98 amino acids)
Source: RefSeq, a predicted model, not a curated record